CUUCACUGAGUUGGCACAGGGCGGACAGAUACAACUGUGUAUCGUCCACAUAUUGGUGAUAUUUAAUCUUGUGCCGGCGUAUGAUCUCACCAUUUUUAGAAAUAAUCUUGAGGAAAGAUUUCUUGAAUUUAGAUGGGACAAUGCAUCAUUAAGAAACUAGAUAGAUAUAGAACAGUAAACUGGUGGACCCGCAGACCAGAUACGUCACACGCAGGCCAUGCCCACCCCAGCUCCGUGAAGGCAAAAUAUGUCAUGAUAUGUCAUGUGACAUUGAUGUGGCGAGUUUGACACUGGUAAUAUACAAAGAUAUACAGUAGAUAUUGUCCUGAAAAAAAUAGUCAGUUAACCAAAAAUUAGCAAGAUCUAUACCAAAUGUUAUGACUAAAUCAUCUUUUUGUCAAAUGACUUUUUGCCAAUAAAGAGCAUAUUAAAAAAACAGCUCUAAAAGAUUACUUCGUCUGUGAUAUGAGAACUCACUUUGUGUAAGUCUGAAUGAAGGGCUUGAAAAUCUAUUUUUAUAAAGAUGCAUCUUGUAAUUAGUUGCAACGUAAUGUGCUCUAUUGUCAUUUUGUAUGAAAGACAUUGAAGUGCUAAUAGGAACUUUGAGGUAUCCCUUAUGUGCAUGGAAGCAAAGAAUUUUUACAUAGUUGCUACAAGUGAACUCUGGAUACUUGGGCAGCUGUGAAGAUUAAUUAAACAUAAAUUCACAUUUUUAUAAAAAAAAUGUUGAUAAUCCUACUCAUAUUGGCACAAUUUUCUUACUUGGUGACUAAUAGGCUGAGAAAAAAUUCAGAAUAGCAAUGAUCUUUUCUCUGUAGAAAAAAAAUAUUCUUGAAGCUGUUCCAGUGUAAAAGCCAACACUUGUUGGAGAACAGGUAAUUAGUGUAAGAGCACGUUUCAUAAAACCUAAUCAAUUCUGGAACAUAAACCCAAUUAGUUUAAUUUUCCAGAUGUUACCAUUGGAUAAACCACUAGCUGCACUUCAUAGCAAUCCAGGAUUGACCUGAUCCCUUCUAGUCACCUCACAGAAUUAAUCUUUAAACUUCAGUACAUCUCUGUUUUUCAAAUAUAGAAGUUUAAAUAUAAACAGUUUCCAUAUGUAACUCUUAAAUGUUUAUAAAUGUUCCAGGUUUGAUUAAUUCAGAAGGAGCUUACUGUUCUGGUACAAGAUGGGAUGUUUAAAACAUCGCUUAGAAUUAUUUCCUGACUGCCUUGUGACUGUUAUCCUAUUUAAUGGUGUGAAAAAUGCUGCUACUCUGCGGAGAAAAGCAAUGGAAGGUGCUAUCGAUGGAGCAUUAAUUAAUCCUUCAAUGGUUGUUGAUCCUUUUCAGAUACUAGUAGCCGCAAAUAAAGCUGUUCAUCUCUACAAAAUUGGCAAAAUGAAGACAAGAACACUUAAUGCUGAAAUCAUAUUCAACCUUUCACCGAACAAUAAUCCUCCAGCUGCAGCUCCCCAUUUUACUGGAGACCAAAGCAUAAUCAAAGCAGAAGAGCCAUGGUGGUUCAGUGGUUAGAAUGCAGUAUUGUACACUGAUCCUGCCCAUUGCCAGGAGUU
Messenger RNA from Thamnophis sirtalis, 1555 nucleotides. Lineage: Eukaryota; Metazoa; Chordata; Lepidosauria; Squamata; Natricidae. The record is from RefSeq and is a predicted model, not a curated record.